Prorocentrum cordatum is the source of this 1052-nucleotide messenger RNA. The record is from the annotation of a GenBank genome assembly. NCBI's taxonomy places the organism in Eukaryota, Dinophyceae, Prorocentrales, Prorocentraceae.
GUGGGGAAUGGCCUCAAGGGCGACUGGAAGAACUCUCCGGAGGCCUUCUCAACGUUCAUCUUCAACGGGAAGAAUAUCGUACUUCACUUGAAGAACACGGCCGUGCCAGGCUUGACCAUGGGCAGGACCGGCUGUGGUGCACGUCGGCAAGUGGCCUUUCUCUGGCCUCGGUCCGGCCGCCACGAUGGGAUUGUGGACGGGCGCCUUCUCUUUGCUGUACUACAUGGCAAUCAUUAUCACCAUCUGCACUGCGGCCCUGUACCAAUGGGCGCUCAUCGGCUGCACGUUCUACAUCGGCUUCGGUACCUUCGUUGGCCUGCUUCGCAACCACAUGCGCGUGAAGCACUUCAUUCGAGAGCACGGCGACAUCGCCACGGACCUCCUCUGCGGCAUCUUCGCGCCCAUGUUCACCCUCUCCCAGAUCGAGGAGGGCGCAGUUCACGGUGCCGAUCGAGAACAAGAAGAAGAACGACGACCUGGAGGUGAAGGAGGACACCAACGACACCAUCUGAGCCACCGGGGCGGACAGGGUGGCGCUGGGGCGACCGGCCCCGGAAGGAGGGGGAGGAGGGGGGAAGAGCAGGGGAGCGGGUGUGAUGUUGAGCGCGCGAGUUUUUGGGUCCGUGUCCCGCUGUCGCAAGCUUUUUGCGACGCUCCGCCUGCGCCUUGCUCGCUGGGUCGCCUGCGGGGCUGCAGGGGGAACCCCUGCUUGCAAACAGAAGGGAAUCAUUGAUAAUCGAGAGGGCUUCGAUUGCAGAGCAGGCUGGGGAGACUUUUUAAUGGCACGGCACCCCCAGCCUAGAACCCGCUGUGGCUGUGUGCCACCAAAGCUGGGUGUUGUACAUACGAUCUUCUCCACAGCGGUGCGCGUGACGCCCAAUCUGGGGAUCUAGCAGGGUGCUUAUCCUCCAACCCUCCUCCCCCUCCCACCUCCGCUCCACCAGAGAAGGUGGGUGCCCUGUCUAGGCCCCUCGCCGUACUCUACGUAUACCGGUGCGUGCGAGCGCUGCGCGGCUGCGGCUUCCGCAACCAUCUCGGCGGUCUUCCCUGGG